Molecule: messenger RNA, 4639 nt
Organism: Pristis pectinata (smalltooth sawfish)
Lineage: Eukaryota; Metazoa; Chordata; Chondrichthyes; Rhinopristiformes; Pristidae
Product: zinc finger and BTB domain-containing protein 1-like
Exons: 2
Coding region: 11-1828 (605 amino acids)
Biological process (GO): regulation of transcription by RNA polymerase II
Cellular component (GO): nucleus
Molecular function (GO): protein binding; RNA polymerase II cis-regulatory region sequence-specific DNA binding; DNA-binding transcription factor activity, RNA polymerase II-specific
Source: RefSeq, a predicted model, not a curated record
CCGGAAGUGGAUGGAACCCUGGCCCGGGGGCGCUCCGGGGAACCAGAGGCCCUGGCAACGGGUGCGCGGCUGUCACUCAAAGUGCAGCGACCCCGCUGCAUCCGUCUGCAACGGGACAGCCCGAAGAGAGGGGAUGGGCACCCACAGCGAGCAUGUCCUGCAGCAGCUCUGCUCCCAGCUGGAGUACGGUUUCCUGUGCGACUGCUCCAUCGCUGUGGGCGACGUGCGGUUCCGGGCCCACCGGGUGGUGCUGGCCGCCUGCAGCUCCUACUUCCACAAGCUCUUUGUCAACCAGCCAGCCGACUCGUCGUUGGUGUCACUCAGCACACAGGCUGUCAGCCCCGACCACUUCGACCUGAUCCUGCAGCUGAUGUACACUGGCCGCCUGGACUCAUCGCCCGCCGACCCCGAGCGCUUCCGGGCCUCCCUCCGCUUCCUCAAGCUCUACAAUGCCGGGCGUUUCCAGGGGGACCGGGAGGCCGAGGAGGGCCCGCCUCCGGCCACGGGGAAGCCCCUGGUCUUUGGCGUGCAGCUGUACCAGGAACGGGCGGGUGGGGGCGGGGGCGGUGAGGGUCAGGAGCCUGCGGCCUACCCUCAGGCCUCAGUCUCGGUCAAGGCCGAGAGCCCCGAGGAGGCCUCAGAUCCCCAGGCCUACCUGUGCCACCACUGCGGCCUGGCCUUCGAGGAGCAGCGCGGCCUGAGGGAGCACCUGCGGCUGCAUGCCGAGCGACCACUCCACUGCCCGCUCUGCUGCCUGGCCUUCGAGCGGGCCCAGGGACUGCAGGAGCACUUGGGCAGCUGCCUCGGCCGCCCGAGCAGGCCCGAUCCGGCGGUCAAGCGGGAAGAUGAGGCGGAGAGACCUGGGCCGGAUGGCAGGCCUCGGGAAGGCGGCAAUGUCAAGGCCGAGGUGGGAGGAGGAGGCCGCAGGCCUUGGGCCCCGGAGGGUGAGGCCGAGGACUACGAGCUGGAGGAGGGCGAGGUGCGUUUCCCGGGAGACGAUGACCUGGUGCUGGAGAACGCCACCGAUGACUCCUUCAGCAGUUCGGAGAGCAGCCUGGAGGGGGACGGCGAUGGCUCAGCCCGGACGGAGCCCAGUGAAGAUGAAGGGGGAGCCGGCGGGCCUAGCGGUAGCUCUGCUGGCGCCGCCUCCUCCUCCGCCGCCAACCAGGCCCUUGCCCCGGGCCUAGGCCGUGCCUCCUGCCAAGCGGCCCGGCGCAAGGGCAAGGCCUGGAGGUGCCGGGCCUGCGAGGGCUGCUGCCCAGCCGAGGAGCGCAGCUGGAGCCGGAAGAAGAAGAAGCGGCGGCGGAGGAGGAGCGAGGAAGGCGAGGAGCCGGCAUCCUCCUCCUCCCCCUCCCCGGGCCUGCUGCUCCGCCUCCAGCAGGAGGCCGAGAGACCGUGGCCGGCCUCCAAGUUGGCAGCGGGCCCCGGGGCGGGGGAGGCGGCGGCCCUCAGCGAGAGGCUGGCCUGCCCGGCCUACGCCCGGGCCUUCCCCCGGGAGCUGCGGCUGCAGCUGGCCGGCAGGCCCGAGGGCGGUGGCACCCGCUUCGAGUGCGCCGUGUGCGGCCAUCGCAGCCGCCGCAAGCACCCGCACCUGCGGCACCUGGCCUCGCACCUGGCACCGGGGCAGGCUGUGUGCCAGGUGUGCUUCGAGAUCCUGGGCAGCAAGGCCGAGCUGCAGAGGCACCUGGAGAGCCACCUGUACUCGUGCGGGGUGUGUGGAGAGAAGUUCAGGCUGAAGAAGGACAUGGUGGCUCACGCCAACAGCUGCUGGGCGAGGAAGCUGCACGGGGGCGAGGCGGGCAGGUUUGGUCCCAAGAGCAAGGACUGAGGCCAAGGCCGGUGCGUUGAAUUGGAGCCGCAAGGGACACAAACUGCUGGAGGGACUCAGUGUGUCGGGCAGCAUCCAUGGAGGGAAGUGGACAGUCCAUGUUUCGGGUCGAGACCCUUCACCUGGACUUCAGGGACGCAGCGGGUUGAUCAGCAUCUGUGGAGGGACGUGGACAGUCUGUACUUUGGGUCGAGGCCCUUCACCUGGACUUCAGGGACUCAGCUGGUCGGGCAGCAUCUAUGGAGGCAAAGGGAUGGUUGACGUUGUAUUCAUUCAGUGAGGCUAAGACAGAGUGAUGCGUUUAUAUUCGUUCAAGGGAUGUGGGCUUCGCAGGCUGAGCCAGCAGCUGAUUGCGCGUCCCGAGUUGCCCUUGAGAAGGUGGUGAUGAGCUGCCUGUUUGAACGUCUGCUGUGGUGGGUUAUUACACCAAUGACUUGCUGGACCAUUUCAGAGGGAAGAGUCAACCACAUUGCUGUGGGUCUGGGGUCACCGGAGGAACAGCACCUCAUUUUCUGUCUUGGAACCUUGCAGCCUAACGGCAUGAACACAGAAUCCUCCCACUUUAAGUAAUCCCCACACCCACCUGCAGUCAUGCCUCUUCUUCCCUUUCCUAGCCCAUCUCUCUUCUACCCCCCUUUUUUUCCCUCCUCACUUUUGACCCAUCCCCCAGUGGAUCUGCUCUCUCCUCCCCCGCACCUGCCUAUCACUAUCUUUUGCCUGCAUCUAUCACCACCUUGCACCUACCCCACCUCCCCUCUUUUGUCCACCUAUCACUGCCCUGCUUUUCCCUCCUAUAUAUUGGGCUUCCCCUUUUCCUAUCUUCAGUCCCGAAGAAGGGUCUUGACCUGGAACGUUGACCGCCUGCUUUUCUCCACGGAUGCUGCCUGGCCUGCUGAGUUCCUCCAGCAUCGUCGUGCACGUAGACCUAGUAAGGGUGGGAGAUGACCUCCCCUGCAGGACAUUAGUCAAUCAGAUGGGUUCUUUAGGACAGUCCCCAGUGGUUUUCAUGGUCUUCAUUGGACUUUUUAAUUCCAAAAUUCAAAUUCGUCACCAUCUGACAUGGUGGGAUUCAAACCCAGGUCCCCCAGGACUUUGCUCUGGGUACCUGGAUCAUUUAUCACAUAUACCAUUGCAUCAUCACUUCUGCCGUCACUGAGGCAAGGUCUUAACUGGAAAUGUUGACCACCCUUUUUUCCUCCACAGAUGCUGAUUGACCCCUCCCCCCCACCCCCGAGUUCCUGCAGCAGUUUCUUUGUGUCUUGUGUUAAUUGGACUGAUUCUCCCAAUGCAGUGAAACUCCAAUUGUUGGAAAAUGUUUUGGUAUCUGGCUUGGUAUUAGUCUGGAGUGUAAGUGUGGUAUCUGGCUGGGGUCUGUACCGACGGCAGGGUAUCCGCUCAGAAUCUGGGUUGGGUUUGGUAAUGUCGGGGUGAGUCUGGAACAUGGAGGGGGGGGGGGGGUGGUUUGCUGCUAGUGCCCGGGUCAUUUGUUUUGACAAGCUGAAACUCACAGGGACCCUUUUCCCACGUUCCCUUUAAACUGGCCAGGCUCACUGGAAAAUUCAUUAUACUACUGUGUAAUAUAUAAAAAAGUGAACAGAAACUGUUGGGUAUUAAUGUGAGGAACAUGCAAUAGUCCAGAAAAUCUGCCAGUCUGGUGCACUAAGUACGUGAGAGUGCCAGAUUAUUGAGGGUGUUAUUGUCCGUGGGGAGCACAGGACUUGGGGGUGCCACGUUUCAAAAAAGAAAUCCUUAAACCAAAGCCCCAUCUGCCAUCAUGGGUGUUCAUACUCAACCAGUGUUACUAAUAAGCAGAUGAUCUGCCCAUUGUUACGUUGAUGUUUCUGGGAGGGUGCCAAGUACAAGCAGGGCUUUCCAUUUCCCCAUCCUAUUGGGUCAGCCUUCCCCAUUUGGAUCAUAGCUUCUCGGAGAUGGGACUGUCCACUUUGGGCCAGAGAGUACAUAUCUCCCUUGGGCCACCUCUGUAAAAACACCCUGGGGUGAGAGGUUGUAGCCAAGAGGUCACUGGGCUUUCUCGGUGAACAUCAGUGAAUCUCAGUCCCGAUGCCCAGGUCCUGCAGUCUGAUGUAGAACAAUAAUCAAGACCUUGUGGGGAUUUGGAGGGUGGAAAGUUGGUGAAGUUAAAAGAAUCAGUGGUCAAACUGGGUGUCCCUCUGACUCCAGUCUUGGCUUUAAGGAUGAGUAGGAAGGUAGUGGGAAGCAGCUACAGGCCACUGUGGUGCAGCAGGUAGUGUAGCUGCCUUGUGGCUCCAGAGACCCGGGUUCAAUCCUGCCUUUGGCUGCUUUCUUCUCUGGAGUUUGCACAUUCUCCCUGUGACUAGGUUUCCCGAGUGCUCCGGUUUCCUCCCACAUCCCCAAAAGAGGAGCGAGUGAGUUAAUUGGCUGCUGUAAAUUGCCCCUUAAGUGUAGGUAGAGGCAAAAAAAGAAUCAAAGGGGAGUUGAUGGGUGUGUGAGAAAGAGGGUAUGGAUUGCAGAGGUACAGGGAAAUAACGGGGGGGAAGUUACACCGCUGGGUGCCAACAUGGGCCCAGUGGCCUCCUGUAUUAUAUUAGGGAACCCCUGUCCCAGCAAUGAUUCUGUGUUGGCCCAGCAGUAAGCGCCUGGUACCAUAACUCUUGGCUGUUACCUGGUCUUGUUGGCAGAUGGGAGCUGAUGGUUUGAAACCAAGAGCAGUUUUAUGUUGCACUGACUGGAAAAAAAGUUUUUUAAAAAAAUUGUUCAUAGACCAUGUCUUGUAAAUAAAUUGUUGAUUGGAGAGUCUUGAAGUUUAUCUGAUUAAAAUAUUAAAUAUUA